Molecule: messenger RNA, 2832 nt
Organism: Staurois parvus
Lineage: Eukaryota; Metazoa; Chordata; Amphibia; Anura; Ranidae
Source: the annotation of a GenBank genome assembly
UUAUUUUGCAGUGCCAGAGCAGAGGUGAAACUUGGUCGCUCGGAAAGCCUGAAGGGCCGUGAGGAACUGAAGAAAUCCCGCAAAGCUGACAAUGUUCCCCGCUCCCGCAGUGAUGUGGACAUGGAUGCGGCUGCAGAGGCCACCCGAUUACAUCAAUCUGCAUCAUCCUCAGCUUCCAGCCUGUCCACAAGGUCGCUGGAUAACCCAACUCCACCAUACACUCCCAAAUUGACCCGCAGGAGUAUGGAGUCUCCAAACCUGAGCAUUACAGGUGAAUCCUUGCUUGCCAAUCUGCAGGAAGAUGACUUGGGACAUCUCUCAGACCUCGAUGUGGAACCAGAUGCCCAGAACUGGCAGCACACCGUGGGUAGGGAGGUGGCACAGCAUUUGUCUCCAAAAGAACGAGCACGGCAAGAAGUAAUACACGAACUGUUUAUGACAGAAGCUUCUCAUCUACGGGUCCUCCGUGUUCUGGAUCAUAUUUUCUACCAGAGGAUGCGUAAAGAUAAUCUGUUGUCUACAGAUGAACUAUCGCUGGUCUUCCCCAAUCUUCCUGAGCUCAUCGAAAUUCACAAUUCUCUGGCAGAAGUCAUGAAACGAGUGAGGGAAGAAGGACCUGUCGUCAAGGAGAUUGGUGAUCUCAUGUUGUUUCGGUUCGAUGGACCUCCUGGAGAGGAAGUUCGUGAAGAAACAGCCAAGUUUUGUUCUUGCCAAACCAUUGCACUUGACCUCAUCAAAACCAAAAAGAGGAAAGAAGCCCGGUUUAAUCUCUUUAUGCAGGAGGCGGAGAGCAGUCCCCAAUGUCGAAGGCUACAGCUUAAGGAUUUAAUAGUGUCGGAAAUGCAGCGAUUGACCAAAUACCCACUGCUGCUGGAGAACAUCAUCAAACACACAGAUGCCAGCUCACUGGAAUAUGAGAAGCUUUGCCGUUGCCGGGAUCGAUGUCGGGACAUCCUGAAAUACGUGAACGAAUCAGUGAAACAGAGGGAGAAUGGAUAUCGACUGGCGGAGUACCAGAAACGUCUGGACACCACAUCCCUGGAGAGGACCAGUAAUCCACUGGCAGCAGAGUUUAAGAACUUGGACUUGACAUCAAGAAGAAUGAUUCAUGAGGGCUCUCUAACCUGGAGGAUUACAAAAGACAAGACUAUAGACCUCCAUGUUCUCCUCUUGGAAGAUCUCUUGGUUCUACUGCAGAAACAGGAUGAAAAGCUGGUGCUUAAAUGUCACAGUAAAACCACGGUGGUCUCCUCUGAUACCAAGCAGACCUUUAGCCCAGUGAUUAAGUUGAAUUCUGUGCUGGUGCGACCUGUAGCCACAGACAAGAGGGCAUUCUUCAUUAUCUGCACAUCAGAAUUGGGCCCACAGAUCUAUGAGCUUGUAGCCAUGACAUCAUCGGAGAAAAAUAUGUGGAAGGAACUGCUGGAAGAAGCCACAAAAAAUGCGAUGAAAAACCCAUCUUCUUCCAUCAAACGUGGUACUCAUGGGCUGGCCCACACAAGGAUGCCAUCUGUCGGUUCAGUGCUACAGGAUACUGUUGCCAUACGAAGCAAUAGUGAAGAUAUUUCAGCGGAUGACAGUCACAAUGACUUCUUGGUUCACUCUCACAAACCUGACGUUCUCUUGGAGGAACCAGAAGGAAUGGAAGAAGAUGAGGCCCAGACGCCAACACAGGUGCCCUUCCCCUCUAAAGUGGAGGAUGCAGGAGGCGGGGUGGAGGACCAAUCAGAUCUGAAUUACCAGUGGCCUUCAGUGACCGAGGGUUUAGCAGAAUCUGCUCUGGAAGAUGUUCAGCAUCUCAGGGAGCUGAUCCUUCGGAGCCUUUACCCCUUAAGGAAUUCAGAUUAUGAUGUUGCCCCUGUGGCUGAGCCUGAGGAUGAUGUCACACCCACUCCAUCAGUCACCGGUGGGGCUGGACACACGUGGGAAGCAACGGCGGACUCAGCAUUAGAGACUUUGGAUGGAGAUAUUUUGGCUGAUCACCGGGAGGAUCCACCCUCAAGACCUUCUAGUGUUUCAGAAAGUGUUAGGUCUGUGGUGGACCUCACUAACCAGCACAGGAGAACUUCUAAUGAUGGAGAGGAAAGUGUUUGGAACCUGGUGGAGAGUCACCCGCAAAGGACUUCUGCCCUGCCCUCUGAGACAUCUGAAGCUGCUUCUGAGGACCAAACUAACAUGAGCUACAAGGUUGUCAGGAAAGCUGAGGUGGUGGGCAAUAAUGAUGUCAUACCGUUGCCAGACAGCAGCCAAUCAGACAGAGUGUUGCAGGAAGCUGGCGGCAGAACAGUUUUAGAUGGAAAUGUAUUUUAUGUGGUCAUGCCAACUGUUCCGGCAUUCCCUCCACAUGAAGAAGAGCGGCCUAGAGAAACACAGGAAUCUAGGGAAUACAUCCAACCGAUGGGAAGUCCAUCUUUGCCAAAAUCCCAGGAAACUCACAAGAUCCAGGCUUGCUCUUCAGAUGCUAGCAGCCCCCCAGCACGAAGCUCAGAAAGUGAUGUUUUGCACUCUGAUUUGGCUCCAAAUCUGGUUAUUCAAGAUGUUGAUAUGAUCUUCCAAACGAUUAAACAGCUAACGGCCAAAUUACAAAGGUUACAGGAGGUGGAGUCAGCACAUCAGGAGCUCCUAAGGUCUUUGAGGAGAAAACCUCCAGAAGAUAUGUCUCAGGAGCCUGAGCUAAUGGUGGAGGAGGACAAGCAGCCUGAGAUACAUCACGGGUCCAGCGUCAAUAGCAAUUCUCUCUUCUUUGUGAAGAACAGUGUGUCUGUGUCAAUCCAUCGAGACAGCCUUACAGAUCCACGCGACAAUGCUUUAAACUUCCCUAUGGGCCUUUAA